This is a messenger RNA of Pyricularia oryzae 70-15, 2214 nucleotides long. RefSeq lists its product as uncharacterized. Gene Ontology annotation, molecular function: protein binding. The record is from RefSeq and is a predicted model, not a curated record. Bases 1 to 2214 code for a protein of 737 amino acids. Lineage: Eukaryota; Fungi; Ascomycota; Sordariomycetes; Magnaporthales; Pyriculariaceae. The transcript has a single exon.
AUGAAGCUGCUUUUUGAGGAGGCAAGGGCCAAGGCAAGACAUGAUCCAUCAAAGAUCACGUUGUCUUUCUUCUUCUUGGCACGAGGUACUAUCGAGGAGAAGUCGACGCAAGGUCUCUAUCGCUCUCUUCUUUAUCAGCUCUUUGAGAAGGCAAAAGACCUUGAAAGCUCCCUGGAGUGGAUGACCUCUAGCGGUGCCAGAGGCAUUGCGGACAACGGGUGGAACGAGGAGGCUCUGAAGCAGACAUUCGACCAUGCUGUAUCCGAGCUCCAGGAUCGCUCCUUGACAAUAUUUGUUGACGCCCUGGACGAGUGUGACAAGAGUCAAGCUGUCAACAUGGUUGGAUUUUUUGAGGACUUGUGUGAGCGAGCCAGGGAAUCAAAUAUCCGACUGAAGAUUUGUUUCUCCAGUCGGUAUUACCCGGAUAUCCGUACCGAGGAAGAAAACCAAGUUGCGCUCGAAGCUGAAGAAGGACAUGACGAGGACAUCAAGAAGUACAUCAAGGCGGCACUCAAAAUUGGCGGUAGAAAGCAGAUUGAAUCCCUUCGACUUGAGGUUUUCAAUAAAUCGUCUGGUAUUUUCCUUUGGGUCGUCUUAGUACUCGAGCUUCUCGUCAAUGGGAAUGAUAUCUCUGUUCAAGCCAUGAGCAAGCGGCUUAGAGCGCUACCGCCCGGACUUGAUGAUUUGUUUGAGAAGAUUAUCACACGAGACGGAGAGAAUCUUGAACAACUGAGAGUCUGCCUAAAAGUUAUACUCUUUGCUGAGCGAGCUCUCAAGCCACAGGAACUCUACUUCGCUGUCCAGCUGGGUCUCGGCAUUGACAAGUCAGGCUACUGGGAUCAUGAAGACGUCCAGUUGGACCAGAUGAAAAUCUUCGUGAGGACCUCAUCCAAAGGCUUGGCAGAGGUCACACGAAACAAGGCUUGCGAAGUCCAGUUCAUCCACGAAUCAAUCAGGGGCUACUUGAUGGGCAGUUACAGUGAGCAGUGGUCCGGAUAUUCAGAAAACCUUGAGGGCAAUUGUCAACUUUUUCUGAGGGAUCUGUGCUUGGUUCAGUUGAACGCUCCUAUCUCGGAACUCAUCCAUAUACCGGAAGUCUACCGUCUAUCAAGGGAUACGUCAGGGCGCCAGGUAGCAUCCAGUCAACUGAGGUCGAAGCUGAACCUGAAAUUCCCGCUCUUUGAGUACUCGAUCCUCAAGGUGCUUUACCACGCCAAUCGCGCCCAACGAAGCGGCAUGGACCAAGCGUUGUUCCUCCGAGAUUUCCCCCUGAAACGCUGGGUGAUGAUAACCAAUGCCCUUGAGAAACGCACCAUUCGGCUGUACUCAGAUUCAGUCAGCCUUGUGUACAUCCUUGCCGAGGGAAAUCUGGCGAGCCUUAUACAAGCUAUACAAGCUCAUGUCCAACCCGCGUCAUAUUUCAAUGUUCAGUGCGAGCGAUACGGGCCAGCUAUCUUCGCUGCAUUAGCUUGCAGGAGUCAAGAGGCCGCUCUUGAAAUGUUGACAGACCCCAGAAUCUGGACCAAGCUUCCAUUAGGCAUGUCGUGCGAAGUAUUAUUGACAGAACAUUGCAAGGCCGUAGUGAAAGAGAAUAACCUAGGCCUUCAAUUCGUCUUCUCAAUCCGAAAACAUAUAUUUGGCCACCUCGGAAUCUCGGGUGAGGUGAUUGCUCAAGCCUACAUCCUUUCAGGCGCGGAUGCGGCGACCAGGUUCAGAGAUCCCGAUAUUUCUGCAUACGAAGACUUUAUGAAGCUCCUCCCUGUCCAGGGCUCCGGACUCGAUGCACCACCGGUUGGACUGUGGUGGCCAGCCUCGUGUGGCUACAUUCUUUUACUGCAGCAGAUGCUAAAAGCAGGCGCCGACGUCAAUGAGAUCUAUCCUGGCAGAGAAACACCUUUAUACUCAGCAGCUUUCGGUGCCCAUGCUGCGGCUGUGCGGCUACUGCUCGACGCAGGGGCUGACGUCGAUACAACAGACGAUCUUGGCGCCACGGUACUGUCGCGGGUCGCGAAAAUGACAGGACGAAGCAUAAUCAUACAGCAACUACUUGACGCAGGCGCCGAGAUAGAUUCAACGGAUCACCAGGGUCGGACACCCUUAUCAUGGGCUGCAUUUCACGGGCACAAGGACAAUAUAAAACUGCUACUUGACGCAGGCGCCGAAAUAAAUUCAACCGAUAACCAUGGUCGGACGCCCUUUUUUGGCUGCAGGUAG